AUGCGGCUGACAAUAGAAUUGAUUCUCCAGGCCCCUCAAUACAAAUCUCCAGCCGAGAACUGGACACUCAACCUCAGAGGGCACCAGUUGGAGGUCAUAGAGAAUCUGGGGGCUACGGGCGAUUAUUUCGAGUGUAUAGAUCUCAGCGACAAUCAAAUAAUUAAAUUAGAUGGGUUUCCUCCUCUCAGCCGCCUUAACUCUCUUAUUUUAUGCAACAAUCGAGUUGCGCGCAUUUCGCCGGAUUUGAUUUCAUUUCUGCCGAACCUCGAGUCGCUCGUUCUAACCAACAACAGAGGUUUGAAACGAAAGGUGACUGACUGUUCUCUGGAUAGAACGUCUCUGUGA
Molecule: messenger RNA, 345 nt
Organism: Eimeria acervulina
Lineage: Eukaryota; Apicomplexa; Conoidasida; Eucoccidiorida; Eimeriidae
Product: U2 small nuclear ribonucleoprotein, putative
Exons: 5
Coding region: 1-345 (114 amino acids)
Biological process (GO): mRNA splicing, via spliceosome
Molecular function (GO): U2 snRNA binding
Source: RefSeq, a predicted model, not a curated record